This is a messenger RNA of Hordeum vulgare subsp. vulgare (domesticated barley), 907 nucleotides long. RefSeq lists its product as uncharacterized. The transcript has a single exon. Lineage: Eukaryota; Viridiplantae; Streptophyta; Magnoliopsida; Poales; Poaceae. Bases 9 to 725 code for a protein of 238 amino acids. The record is from RefSeq and is a predicted model, not a curated record.
GACGCUCCAUGACACACAAAGCAUCGACCUCAGCAGCAGCUGCAACAUCUAUUCGAUCGCCUCGUCCCUCUCCAAACCAAUCAAGAAGUUACUCAGCAAUGGCUGUGAGCAGAACCGCGAUGAGCGUGUCUUUCCUCGUCGCCGUCGUGGUGGCAGCCGCAUCAGUGCCGGCGGCGACCGCUCAAGCCCCAUGCGACAGCGUUUGCCGUCUCAAGGCGGCGACGGAGACUUUCGCUGCCGCCCCGCCCACCGAGAAGGCCGCCGCGGUCGAGAUUUUGAGCAACAAGACUGAAGGUGCCGUCUCCUCCGCUGAGUCCGCUCACCAGGCUGCUGGGUUGGCCACCCGCUGCCUAGACGAUUGCAACAAGCUCUGCGGCUCAGGCACGAGAGAUCUCGCGUGCAGCACAAGGUGCGAGACCAUCUGCCGCGUCGAAGUCGAGAGCCUCUCCUUCGCCGCCGACGUGUACGCCAAAAGCUCGGCCACGAAGAAGACGGCCGUGAUUCAGGCCAUCGACAAGCAGGCCGCGCAGCCCAGCGACAAGAUCGAUGCGAUCGCGGCCACCUGCGUCGGCGACUGCGGCAAGUUCUGCAGCGAGGGCAAGAAGGACCCUGCUUGCGCCACCAUUUGCCAAGACGGUUGCCGUGGCAGAGCCGUGAGCGUUGCCUUCGCUUUGGCCACUCCCGACAAGAAAGAGGCCAUCAAGAAAGAUGCUGGGAUUGCGUGAACAGAGCAAAGCGUUCGCACAUGCAUGUGCGCACGUCCACAUGCACUAAUGCAUGCAUGCACCGUUAAAUGCCUUUUUUUUUUUGAGAAAUUGCUUCGUUAAAUGGCUGGUUCUCUUUUUUGGAGUUGAUCUUUUCUAGGCCUUAUUGUACUUUUGUAUUCGGUUUUCUAAUUUAACUCUUA